CGGCAGCAGAAGUAGUCCCGGGAUGGCCAACAACCAAGUGAAGAACCUGCAGAAUGAGGUGGAAGGUGUAAAGAAUAUCAUGACCCAGAAUGUGGAGCGGAUUCUGGCAAGGGGCGAGAAUCUUGACCACCUACGCAAUAAGACGGAGGACCUGGAGGCUACGUCGGAACAUUUCAAGACUACCUCGCAGAAGGUGGCGCGCAAAUACUGGUGGAAGAACGUCAAGAUGAUCGCCAUAAUCUGUGUCAUCGUUACUAUCAUCGUUAUUCUGAUUAUCCUCUUUGCUACUGGCACUAUCAAAACUUAAGCCUUCUUCCCACCCUUGGAUGUUUUCUGUGUCUUCUAUACCACCUUCUCCCUUGUUCGCCGAAAUUUCUAACUGAACCAUUUGGCCGAGCACUGCCAUCAAAGGGCUUUGGGCAUUCCCUAAGGAUACCACCCCUCACUUGCUUCCACGUUGUGCAGAGGGGUAUCCCAUCACACUCCCAGCUGCCCCACUGUUCCUUUCCUCGGCCUCACAACA
Molecule: messenger RNA, 523 nt
Organism: Euleptes europaea (tarantolino)
Lineage: Eukaryota; Metazoa; Chordata; Lepidosauria; Squamata; Sphaerodactylidae
Product: vesicle-associated membrane protein 8
Exons: 2
Coding region: 23-307 (94 amino acids)
Biological process (GO): SNARE complex assembly; vesicle-mediated transport; vesicle fusion
Cellular component (GO): SNARE complex; plasma membrane
Molecular function (GO): syntaxin binding; SNAP receptor activity
Source: RefSeq, a predicted model, not a curated record